This is a messenger RNA of Salvelinus fontinalis (brook trout), 2585 nucleotides long. RefSeq names its product tetraspanin-3-like. Gene Ontology annotation, biological process: protein maturation; protein localization to plasma membrane; regulation of vascular endothelial growth factor signaling pathway. Bases 164 to 925 code for a protein of 253 amino acids. The transcript is spliced from 7 exons. Lineage: Eukaryota; Metazoa; Chordata; Actinopteri; Salmoniformes; Salmonidae. Gene Ontology annotation, cellular component: membrane. The record is from RefSeq and is a predicted model, not a curated record.
AUCGGGUCACAUGACAUACAGCUGGUUUAUGUGGUGCUAGGGCUCCGGUGUGUGGGGGAGAGAAUCCACUCCAGUCAAGCAUGGAUUGCAAACGAAGGAGGACAUAGCCAGUUAGUUCACAAAUACGUUUUUACUGUAAUAAUAGAGAAUCCCUAUUUUAAACAUGGGUCGGUGUGGUAUUACCUCAUCAAAGACAGUGCUGGUCUUUCUGAACCUCAUUUUUUGGGCAGCAGCAGGGAUUUUGUGCUAUGUUGGAGCCUACGUGUUCAUCACCUAUGAUGACUACGACCACUUCUUUGAGGAUGUGUACACCCUUAUACCUGCUGUGACCAUAAUUGCAGUUGGAGGCCUCCUUUUCAUCAUCGGUCUUAUUGGAUGCUGUGCCACAAUACGAGAAAGCCGCUGUGGCCUUAUAACGUUUGUCAUCAUUCUCCUGCUGGUGUUUGUGACGGAAGUGGCUGUGGUGGUUCUUGGUUAUAUUUACAGAUCGAAGGUUGGAGACGAGGUCAAUCACUCCAUCCAGAAGGUAUACAAUGAGUACAAUGGCACCAAUGCAGAUGCCUCAAGCCGUGCCAUUGACUACAUGCAAAGACAGCUCCAUUGUUGUGGAAUUCACACUUACUCAGACUGGAUGAACACACGCUGGUUUAAUGAGUUUCAAAACAACAGUGUACCAGUGAGCUGCUGCAAACCUAAUGUCAGCAACUGUACAGGCUCUCUAGCCCGUCCUGGAGACCUCUAUCCAGAGGGAUGUGAAGCCCUUGUUGUGAAGAAACUAAAGGAGAUUAUGAUGUAUGUCAUCUGGGCUGCACUGACGUUCGCUGCAAUUCAGGUAUUUGGGAUGCUGUGUGCCUGUGUGGUGCUGUGCAGUAGGAGCCGUGACCCUGCCUACGAGCUUCUCAUGACAGGGGGAACCUACGCAUAAGGAACACACACACCUAGGUUCAUGGCUUUGUCAGUGGGGGAUGGUUCACUGACUUGCUCAGGUCUCCUCUGCUGUAAGUUGAAAAGCUCCUCACAUGGUGGCUCAUACUCCACAAUGGUGAUGGGUUAAGUGGUGAAAUACCUAUUUAUUUACAUGCUAUGUAAGUUGGUAUUUUGUUAGACUUUUUUUCAAAAAUCUACAGGACAAAUUCUUACAAGGUGAUUAAACAAGUUUUUUUUGUUAUUUGUUGCUCUGUGAUAUUUGACAAAUUAAAUUUGUUGCACUUAAGUUUUACCUGUGAGGUACACAAGGAUGAGGCCUCUGUGAAUGAUAAACCUACUGUAUGGAAUAUGUGGACUGAAUACUUUACUUAUGUCAGUUUGCAAUAUGUGUAUGGUUUUGGAAUAUUUUAUAAAUAUUUACAUUCAUCAUGUAAGUAGCUGAGUUGAAGAUUCCCUGUGUGUAUGAGGUUGCCUUGUGCUACUGCUUUGUUUGGCCCAGACCUCACCCUUCACCAGCACCAUUCUGUUCCUGAUGAGUAUUAGUGGAACUAUAGACAGUAUACAAGUCAAUGGCACUGCAUCGGCCCACCAGGAAUGGGCAGUAACCAAAGUGCAGUCAAUUAACUGAUCUGCUUUGCAAGAAUGUGGGCAUUUGAUUAAUCCACAUGCACUGUUACUGAAAUGUUCUGUUGUACUUUCUGUGUGGAGUUGAGCACACUCGUGGUAUGUAGGCCUAGUUAUAAAAUGAGAUUUUUAAGAAAUGUAGUCAUGUAGAGAAAUAUAAACCAGAGAUGGGGGGUGGGGGGGCUUUAACAAGGAAAUAAACUGUAUUCCAGCCAGAAGAUUCUGCAGUUUCAUUUAUUUCUAUAUUUCACAAAAAUAUGCUCACUUUUCUCUGCCAACAACCAAGACCGUAGCCAUGCCUCUCUUGUGUGGACAUUAGAGCUGUAUGGUUUUCUCCAGACAAAGCACCCUGAUGUUCAAACACUAAUUGUCAGGGCUUUUGUCAUUUGCAGAGCCAGUGAGUCACAUCCUAAACCACUUGUGGAAGCGUCUUUCCCAGGGGGAGGGAGAGCUGGCUUUAAAGGAUUCAUGUAGCCAUGCUUUUGGUUAAGCACGGAGUCAGAUGAUUGGGGAUGUCUUGUUUAACAUGGUAUUGAGACAAGCCUUGUCAUUAGAUCCUUAAUUUGGGUGUUAGGCUGCCAUAGGCCGGUUCUACCUUGUCUGUAUUAAAGCUACAAAUGUCUAGCUACUUGCAAAGUUUCUCUUAUGCAUCAGCUAACAGUAAUUGUAUUUGUACAUUGGGACUUUGAGUCAGGCUCUUAGUGACCAGAUGCCUUUGAACUGGUCCCAAGUGGCGCAGUGGUCUAAGGCACUGCAUCUCAGUGCAAGAGACUCCACUACAGUGCCUGGUUCAAAUCCAGGCUGUAUCACAUCCAGCCGUGAUUGGGAGUCCCCAUAGGGCGGUGCGCAAUUGGCCCCGGGGUAGGCCAUCAUUGUAAAUAAGUAUUUGUUAAAUAUCAGAUAAAUAUUGGAUCAGUCUGCACUGUAAUGUGAUUUGUGUGGUUUCCAAAUAAGUAAUGUAUUGUUUUGCAAUGAAGCCUGUAAAGUUUUAAUUCAAAGGUAUAUUAUUGUAUUAUUAAAAACAGAGUCAAACA